Oreochromis niloticus (Nile tilapia) is the source of this 332-nucleotide messenger RNA. RefSeq lists its product as uncharacterized. The record is from RefSeq and is a predicted model, not a curated record. Lineage: Eukaryota; Metazoa; Chordata; Actinopteri; Cichliformes; Cichlidae. The coding region runs from base 4 to 303 and encodes 99 amino acids. The transcript has 3 exons.
UCCAUGUCACAGCUCAGCACUCACAUCACUGCUCCAUCAUUAUUCACAGGAACCCACCUGGACCUCCACCCAGCUCUGUGUCCUUACAGAGUGACGCGUCUAAAGAUGCCAUCAUUCAUUUUAAAUCCCAGCCUGUGUCUGCUGCAGAGAGACAGUGCAUCUCCUCAUACUGGGACCAGUCUGCUUCAUCAGGAGACUCGUCCUGUCCCCAGUGUGGAGAAAGAUGCAGAACCAGAGCUGGACUGCAGACAGCCAGUCAGAGCAGCUGUGUACAAACAGAUGUUGGUCUGCAGGAGGUUUUAGAUGAACAUAAGAUCAGUCUGAGGAGGAGA